Messenger RNA from Schizosaccharomyces osmophilus, 837 nucleotides. Its product is annotated as NADP binding superfamily, implicated in heme catabolism. Bases 1 to 837 code for a protein of 278 amino acids. NCBI's taxonomy places the organism in Eukaryota, Fungi, Ascomycota, Schizosaccharomycetes, Schizosaccharomycetales, Schizosaccharomycetaceae. The transcript has 3 exons. The record is from RefSeq and is a predicted model, not a curated record.
AUGUACAAAUUCCACAUUUCACCUUUUUUCCCUGAGAAAUUCUUUCUUUUAUAUAUUACUCAUCGAUUUUUCAUACAACAGGUGUUGGAAAAAAUGGCAAUAUUCGCCCUUUUUGGUGGCCACGGAAAAGUAUCUCUGCUUUUCACAAAGAUUGCAUCUGAAGCAGGACACGUUGUGUACAAUGUUGUUCGUGACUAUGUACAGAAUGAAGAUAUUGAGAAAGUGAACGGUCGAACGAAGGUUUGUUCACUGGAAAAAGCAUCUCCACUACAGAUUGCUGAGCUGUUGAAAGAAAUCAUGCCGGAUAUAAUCGUGUUCGCAGCUGGCUCUGGGGGGAAAGGUGGAGUUGAGAGGACCAAAGCUGUGGAUUAUGAAGGAUCUGUAAAAGUAUUUGAUGCUAUGAGGAUCGCAAGAAUUCGAAGGCUAAUUAUGGUAUCGGCGAUUGACAAUCGGGACAUGAAUCAACCUCCUCCACCCCAUUAUAAGGAAGCUGAUGUCGAAUUGAGUCUAAAAAUUCACAAAGCUAUUGGUACUUAUUAUCAUUAUAAAUAUAUUGCAGAUCAGGAACUGGUGCGUCGAUCCACUGAUAUUGACUGGACCAUCGUACGUCCAUCAGGGCUUACAGACGAGAAUAGCAAUGGUAAAAUUGCCAUUGGUAAAAUUUCGAUUAAUAGUAUGAUUUCCAGGGAAACUGUUGCUCGAGCUAUUCUAUUGUUUGCAAUGGAUCCACAGUCCAAACAUCUUAUUGCUGACAUUACGGAUGGUGACAUUCCGAUCCACAAAGCUAUAUCUGGGUUUAUUAUCAAAGGAGAAUCUUCUUAUACCUACUCUGUAUAA